Messenger RNA from Salvia hispanica, 591 nucleotides. RefSeq lists its product as uncharacterized. Gene Ontology annotation, molecular function: ubiquitin protein ligase activity; zinc ion binding. Gene Ontology annotation, cellular component: cytoplasm. Gene Ontology annotation, biological process: protein ubiquitination. The record is from RefSeq and is a predicted model, not a curated record. Lineage: Eukaryota; Viridiplantae; Streptophyta; Magnoliopsida; Lamiales; Lamiaceae.
AUGGAGCGUGAGAUGUUCUUCAGCGAAGUGAAGCGGAGUCUCCAGCGCAGUGAUUCCCCAGAUCUCAACAUUACAUUCGAGUUCUUCUUCUUCCACGAAUAUUACAACCUCCGAGUUUCCCCACUCCCAACUCCCCUCCUUUACUUUGACAACAUGGACUGCACCACGGUCUACACCACCGUCCAAGGAAGCCUGUCGCGCGCCACCGUGGAAGACGCGCUCGGGGCACCCUUGGCCCAGAGCCUCCGCGGCCGCGAAUGCGAACGCGCGAUCCAACUCGCCUGGCGGAUGGUGCCGGGCUUUCUCAUGCGGGAGGAAAACCGGAAGCACGUGGAGUUGACUAUCAGCAUGCGGAUACGGUUCAAAUACUUGGACGACGCUCCUGCCGCGCCCUCGUCGCUCUGGAGGCUCGACGACUGGGACGUGGACGAGGAGGAUGGCGGCUUCUGUCGCAUCUGCUUGGAAGAGGCCUAUGAGGGGCUCAGAAUGCCGUGUUUGGAUGUGUUUCACGCCGACUGCAUUGUCGAAUGGCUAAGGAUGAGUCACUAUUGUCCGGUUUGCCAGUUCCAGAUGCCCACGCCCAUGGACUAG